AUGGGUAAAUUAAAAUUACUCGUGUUUUUUAUAAUCAUUUCGCUGGGUUUUUGUUUAGCAACCAACAGGUCACAAUUAUUCAAGGAUUUUUUGGACAGUUAUGAAGUUCGAGUGGCGCCGUUUGAUACUGCAUCUGAUUCGAUAACGUUAUCUGUGGGGUUAAUUCUCAUGUCGAUUCGCAAAGUGAGUGAAAAGGAUCAGACCUUUUCAGCGUCUUUCUGGAUUUCAAUGACAUGGGGAGAUAAUCGUUUGAUAUGGGAUCCAACUUCUUACAAUAGUAUAACACAGAUUCAGACCACUUCAAAAUCCGUGUGGAUCCCAAGCUCAAUUUGCAUUUUUAAUGACGUCACAAAUAAUAAAUGUUUGACGGAAGAGAAACCGGUAACCAUAUACAAUUACGGAUAUGUGACGUAUAUAACCUCGAGAGAAAGCGUCACGAAAUGCAAAAUCGACAUCACAAAAUACCCCUUUGAUUCGCAGACUUGUUCAUUAUAUUUUGGAAACUUUUUCGUGGACUCAGAAUUCAUAGCCCUGUCAUCGACUCACUCUGUAUACGACUUAACUUACUUUGACAGGAAUGAAGAAUGGAACGUCCAAGGUGCCUCUGUUGUAGAACAUCACGUUUCCGCAAAGGAUAAACAACUGUUGUUUCAUUUGAAUAUGAAGAGAAAACCGGAUUAUAUUGUUCUGACCGUUCUCCUCCCCGUGAUUAUUCUCUCAGUUUUAAAUAUAUUUUGUUUCGUAUUACCAAUAGACUCUGGGGAAAAGAUGGGUACGUCCAUGGCAAUUUUCUUAACCUUUGCUGUGUUUCUGACUGUCAUUAAUGAUACAAUGCCGAAGUCGGACGAUAUUCCGCCUUUUACGGUAUAUCUGACCAUACAAUUAGUCAUCAGUGGACUGACCGUUAUCUUAGAAAUUAUAGUUUUGCAUGUCCAUUUUUGGUCUACUGAUAACAGUGACACUAAUAAAGUAGAGCCCGGUGAAUGUGAUGUUAAGGAGAAAGGUGAUGUUACGGAGAAAGGAGAUUCUAAAGUUAAGAGAUUUCGAAGAAUCAUCAAUCUUGCAAAAGAAAACUUAACAGCUAAAGUACUUGAUAGAAUAUUUAUGGUAUUGGUCAUAAUUGUGGAUUUUAUUUCAUUGAUAAUAUUAUUUGCAAAGAUUCGAUAG
Messenger RNA from Ostrea edulis (European flat oyster), 1167 nucleotides. RefSeq names its product acetylcholine receptor subunit beta-like. Bases 1 to 1167 code for a protein of 388 amino acids. Gene Ontology annotation, cellular component: membrane; synapse; neuron projection. The transcript has a single exon. NCBI's taxonomy places the organism in Eukaryota, Metazoa, Mollusca, Bivalvia, Ostreida, Ostreidae. The record is from RefSeq and is a predicted model, not a curated record. Gene Ontology annotation, biological process: chemical synaptic transmission; regulation of membrane potential; signal transduction. Gene Ontology annotation, molecular function: extracellular ligand-gated monoatomic ion channel activity; transmembrane signaling receptor activity; neurotransmitter receptor activity.